CGUUGCACAAUUGAAGUGUGUGAUUGGCCUUGCUUUCUAUCCCACGAUUGGCUAAUAUUCCAUCCAUUUUGUGUUUCAGCACAGGGAUUGGUCAAUGUAGAAAUCUUCCUGAUUGGUGGAAAUGACGCUUCAAUCGUGGUGAUUCGCCGAACGGACCUUGAUGUGAUUGGCUAAAAAAUUCAGGCAUCGCUUCCUGGGAUUGGCUAGCCCAACGCGGGCGGUGAUUGGUCGACCGUGUCAAAAUGGUUGGUCUGGCACACGCCAAGCUGUUCGUGGUGGCGUCUCGGGCGCUUCAUUGUCCGAUCUGUCACCACCAUGAAGCUUAACAUCGCCAACCCCCACACCGGGACCCAAAAAGUGCUCGAAAUCGACGACGAGCACAAGCUCCGCGCGUUCUACGAAAAGCGCAUGACCCAAGAAGUCGAUGGCGAACACUUGGGCGAAGAAUUCAAGGGCUUCGUCUUCAAGAUUUCUGGCGGGAACGACAAGCAAGGUUUCCCGAUGAAGCAAGGUGUGCUGACCAACGGCCGCGCCCGCCUCCUCUUGAGCAAGGGCAAGUCGUGCUACCGCCCCCGCCGAAAGGGUGAACGCAAGCGCAAGUCUGUGCGCGGGUGCAUCGUCGGGCCCGACCUUUCGGUGCUCAACUUGGUCGUCGUCAAGACCGGCGACAACGAAGUGGCCGGCCUGACCGAUGGCCACAUCCCUCGCCGCUUGGGACCUAAGCGCGCGUCGAACAUCCGCAAGUUGUUCAACUUGACCAAGGAAGACGAUGUCCGCAAGUACGUCAUCCGCCGCAAGUUUGACUCGAAGACUGGCAAGAAGAACGACAAGGCGCCCAAGAUCCAACGCUUGGUGACGCCCCGCACCUUGCACCACAAGGCCCAAAUCGCCGCCAAGAUUGUGGCUCAGCGCGAAAAGGUCAAGCGCGAUGCCGCCGAGUACUCGCGCAUCUACACCCAGCGUGUUAAGGAGCAGAAGGAACGUCGUGCCUCGGAAGUCGCCAAGCGCCGCAGCAGCCGCAAGGCUUCUGAAGUCAAGGCGGCCAAGAACUAAACUCUCGGUUUAGUAUGGCGAUUUCCUGUUUCGUUGGGCGUUGGGGUGGACCGAGUGUCUGGGACAAGUUGCCCGUUCCACUGGAACCACCGCUCAACGCAACCUAAGCUUUGGUUAACAUUGGUGACCUCAAACGAGUUACAUGGUGCUUUCGUUGAUUUUGGAAGCCAUGGACUACCAUGCCAUCCACCGUGGCUGGUUGGAUCUGUCGUGUGGAAUGCGAGGAACGCAUGAAUGUGUCGUCGACGAGUGAGUCGCGAUUGAAACGGGGUUUUGCCACGUUGACUUGAUUACAUGGCCCGAAACGAUCGAGUGGCCAUCUUAGCUGGCAC
Molecule: messenger RNA, 1385 nt
Organism: Aphanomyces invadans
Lineage: Eukaryota; Oomycota; Saprolegniomycetes; Saprolegniales; Verrucalvaceae
Exons: 2
Coding region: 316-1053 (245 amino acids)
Biological process (GO): translation
Cellular component (GO): ribosome
Molecular function (GO): structural constituent of ribosome
Source: RefSeq, a predicted model, not a curated record